Molecule: messenger RNA, 348 nt
Organism: Diabrotica balteata
Lineage: Eukaryota; Metazoa; Arthropoda; Insecta; Coleoptera; Chrysomelidae
Source: the annotation of a GenBank genome assembly
AUGAUUACCUUUCUAAAAGAGAUAUAUUUAUCGGAUGAUUCAGAAUUAGAUGAUAAUUUAGAAGUAGCGGAAUAUGAGCCUGAAAUUCUGCAGAACUUGUUAAGCUCGACACCGGCGCCCCUUCCGGAAUAUAAAACAGCUUCGGUGAAGAAAAGCAGAUUUAUAAUCUCUCAUUAUGGCAUGUUUAAAAGUGCCUGGGACUGGCUAAUAUUAAUGGCUACGUUUUAUGUAGCUGUAGUUGUGCCCUAUAACGCUAGUUUCGAAACCGAAAGACCAUCUGUGGUCCUCGACGUCUUUGUAGAAGCUUUAUUUUUUAUAGGAAAAGUCGUAGUCAUGUAUAAUAUCUAA